Staurois parvus is the source of this 326-nucleotide messenger RNA. The record is from the annotation of a GenBank genome assembly. Lineage: Eukaryota; Metazoa; Chordata; Amphibia; Anura; Ranidae.
UGAGUGCGGAGCAGUGGCCAUUGGUUGGGAUGAGUGCGAGAGCAGUGGCCAUUGGUUGGGAUGAGUGCGGAGCAGUGGCCAUUGGUUGGGAUGAGUACGGAGCAGUGGCCAUUGGUUGGGAUGAGUACGGAGCAGUGGCCAUUGGUUGGGAUGAGUACGGAGCAGUGGCCAUUGGUUGGGAUGAGUACGGAGCAGUGGCCAUUGGUUGGGAUGAGUACAAGCAGUGGCCAUUGGUUUUAGCAGUUAGUAGAUCAUUAGUGAGUUUUAGUAGGGCAGUGUCAGUGGAGUGUAGGAGAUGGGUCUUAAGUUGUUCAGGUUGGUGGGGG